This is a messenger RNA of Morus notabilis, 3465 nucleotides long. RefSeq lists its product as uncharacterized. The record is from RefSeq and is a predicted model, not a curated record. Gene Ontology annotation, biological process: proteolysis; DNA integration. The transcript is spliced from 8 exons. Lineage: Eukaryota; Viridiplantae; Streptophyta; Magnoliopsida; Rosales; Moraceae. Gene Ontology annotation, molecular function: nucleic acid binding; aspartic-type endopeptidase activity.
AUGCCGCCGAGGCGCAAUCCCCCACUUGCUGCCCCAGCCUUCGAUAUGGAACAGUUUGCUGCUAUGUUCCAGGCAUUCCAAAAUGCUCAGAAUCCUCCCCAGGAUCCAAAUCCUGCUCAACAACGCCUGACAUUGCUUGAGAGGUUCAUGAAGCAGAAACCUCCCACAUUUCUUGGGAAAGCAGAAGAGUGGCUAGAGAGCCAAGGAGAUGACUAUGAUAUACCUAGCCUCUCUUGGGAUGAGUUUGAGGCCCUCUUCAAGAGAUCGUUCAUUCCUGAGAAUCACCGACUAAGAAUGAUCAGGGAAUUUGAUGAUUUGGUACAGGGUGAUAUGACAGUGACGCAGUACCAUGCACGGUUUAUCGAGCUAUCCCGUUACAAUCCAGGUGCUGUUGCUGAUCCCAUGACGCGGUGUGAGAAAUUCUGGAAAAACCUGAGGCCUAGACUGAGGCAGAUGAUAGCCUCGACUGCUUCAAACAAUUUCCUUAAGUUGGUUGAUGCAGCAGAGCAAGCAGAGGCAGAGCUGAACAGUACCUAUGGGGAAUACAAAGGUUCAGGUGGGAGUGGAAAAUCAAGGAAGAUGGGUAAGAAAGACAAGCCACAUUAUUACUUCCAGCCACGACCACAAGGUUCAGGUUUUCAGCAGAGUCAGAGUUAUCAGCCUACUCCUCAAGCUUCUGGGAGUCAGAGACCCUACUUUUCGGGAGGAAAUGCCGGUGCAAGCAGUAGUCAUGGAAAUCGAGGCAGAGGACAGAAGAACAAGGGAAAGUCGCAUGGUCAGGCUUAUGCUGUCACAUCAACGGCAACCCCUGGUCGGGGAAAACAGGCUGAUCACUCUGUAGUUGAUGGUACGAUACUUGUCUCUCAUUCUUGGGCUCAGGUGUUAUUUGAUACUGGUGCCACGCAUUCUUUUAUUUCUAUGUUAUUUGCCUCAGUCCUACAAUUAAGCGUUGAUACGCAUGACCCUCCCCUAACACUUAGUACACCAAUGGGAGCCGAUCUAUUUGUACUACCGAUGGCUAGAUUUGACGUCAUACUGGGUAUGGAUUGGUUGAGUAAGUACCGUGCUACAGUGGAUUGUUACCGAAGACGUGUUACGCUUCUCACCAAGAAUGGACAGGUCAUAGAUUAUCAAGCUAAGAUAGGGGCAGUAACGCCAUCUCCUGUUUUGAAGGCUUGUAUCGGGGGUCGAAAGAAUUUGGAAAGCUUGGGAAUGGUUUUUGCGUUAGGAGGAGAAUCUGAGGCGAACGAUUCUUCGUAUGUCCCGAUAGUGGAUGACUUUCAAUAUGUGUUUCCAAGUGAGUUACUAGGGCUUCCACCGGACAGGGAAAUUGAAUUUUGCAUAUAUUUGGUUCCCGUCAAGAAUAAGUAUCCACUACCCCGCAUUGACAAGUUAUUUGAUCAAUUGGGUGGAUCCCGAUACUUUUCCAAGAUUAAUCUGCGGUCAGGGUACCAUCAGUUAAGGGUAAGAGAAGAGGAUGUUUCAAAGACAGCUUUUCGUACUCGCUACGGUCACUACGAGUUUCUCGUCAUGCCGUUCGGACUGACCAAUGCACCCGCCGCAUUCAUGGACCUCAUGAAUAGAGUCUUUCAUCCAUACUUAGACCGAUUCAUCAUUGUUUUCAUUGAUGACAUCUUGAUCUAUUCCAAGACUCAGGCGCCUUUGACAAGGUUGACGCGAAAGGAUGUUAGGUUUGUUUGGGAUGAAGAAUGUGAGGAAGCGUUCAUGGAGCUGAAACAUCGACUCACUAGCGCUCCUAUUCUCAUAGUCCCUAGCAGCAACGAGCCCUACACAGUGUUUACCGACGCUUCUAGGAAUGGAUUGGGAUGUGUGUUGAUGCAGCAAGGUCGAGUGGUAGCUUAUGCUUCACGACAGCUAAAACCCCAUGAGGUGAAUUACCCUACCCACGACUUAGAACUAGCUUUCGAGCUUUUCACUGACCACCAAAGCCUCAAAUAUCUGUUCACUCAACGGGAUCUGAAUUUGAGACAGCGGAGGUGGAUAGAAUACAUGGAGGAUUACGACUUCAAUCUCCAGUAUCACCCCGGGAAAGCUAAUGUGGUAGCGGAUGCCCUGAGCCGGAAAAGCCAUGGAGUUUUGGCCAGCUUAGCCUUCGAAGACUGGAACAGGUUGGCUACUGUUGGGAGUUUUGAUUUGCAGUGCUACGAGGAUAGUAAUAAGGCCUGCAUCUUCAACAUUGUGGCAACUCCUACCUUGAAACAGUUGGUGAAGCAAGGACAAUGGCAUGAUGAGGAGCUUAGUGAAGUUUGGAAUCAGCUUCAGAGUGGGGAACAGAUUGAAGGAUGGCAGAUAAGUCCAGAGGGAUUCCUCCUUCGGAAAGGAAAGCUGGUCAAAGUGGAUCAUCAGAGACCUGGUGGCGAGCUACAGCCCUUACCUAUCCCUGAUUGGAAGUGGGACCACGUAACGAUGGAUUUCAUCACAAGAUUACCUAGGACCCAGGAAGGGUAUGAUGCUGUAUGGGUUGUCGUAGAUCGUCUGACAAAGACUGCACAUUUCAUCCCCAUCAGAGCUGACUAUAAAGUUCCCAAGCUGUGCCGACUGUACAUCGAGAGGAUAGUCAGGUUGCAUGGUGUUCCGGUAUCUAUAGUCUCAUAUCGUGACGCUCGAUUUACAUCCAAGUUUUGGAAAGGGUUACAAAAUGCUCUGGGGACUGAGUUGAGAUUCAGCACCGCUUUCCACCCUCAGACUGACGGCCAAUUGGAGCGGGUUAUACAAAUCCUUGAAGAUAUGCUGCGUGCUUGCGUUCUGGACUUUGAGGGCAGAUAGGGAGAAUGCCUGCCAAAUGCCGAAUUCGCUUAUAAUAACAGCUACCAAGCCAGCAUCGGAAUGGCUCCAUUUGAGGCUCUGUAUGGUAGGCCCUGCAGAUCUCCUUUGUGUUGGGCUGAGAAGGAAGAACGCAUUAACCUUGGACCUCAGUUUGUGCGGGAGACGACAGAAAGAGUCCAAUUUAUUCAUGACCGUCUCAAAACCGCUCAGAGUCGACAGAAGAGUUAUGCAGAUAACCGGAGACAACCAUUGGAGUUCGAGAUUGGGGACUUUGUGUUCCUAAAAGUGACCCCAAAAUGUGGAGUUUCUCGUUUCAGAUUUCGAGGUAAGCUUGCACCAAGGUACACAGGACCAUUCGAGGUACUAGAGCGAAUUGGACCAGUUGCAUACCGCCUAGACCUGCCGCCUCAACUGUCCCAUGUUCACAACGUCUUCCACGUGUCGAUGCUACGAAAAUACGAACCAGAUCCAUCCCGAAUAAUAACGUGGACAGAUAUUCCGAUCCAGGGGGACACGACUUACGAGGAGUUCCCUAUCCAAAUUUUGGAACGUGAGGUUAAGAUACUACGUCGCCGUGAGAUCCCCUUGGUCAAGGUUCUAUGGCAAUAUCACGGAGAUGAAGAAGCCACAUGGGAGCUUAAGUCAGAAAUGCAGGAAAAGUAUCCUUAUCUAUUCUGA